Racocetra persica is the source of this 275-nucleotide messenger RNA. The record is from the annotation of a GenBank genome assembly. NCBI's taxonomy places the organism in Eukaryota, Fungi, Glomeromycota, Glomeromycetes, Diversisporales, Gigasporaceae.
AGACAACUUUAUCAGAAACAUCUCAGACAGAAGAACAUGAACUCACAGAUACAAAGACAGAAACUAAUAAGAUAGAAACAACAGAAAACGAACCAGAAGCUGCAGACACAUCUGCAAACAAUGCUACAACAACAGAUGUAGAAAUAGAAAUCACAUCUAAGAAUGAAAAGAACAACAAGAAUGAAAGAGAAUUUACUCUUGUUAUCUCGAGAAAAGGAAAAUACAAAAACAAAGUGAAGAAAGCAAGUUUCUCUCCACUCACUAGAGUUAACAAA